This is a messenger RNA of Penicillium salamii, 2763 nucleotides long. Lineage: Eukaryota; Fungi; Ascomycota; Eurotiomycetes; Eurotiales; Aspergillaceae. The record is from the annotation of a GenBank genome assembly.
AUGGCCUACCAAGGUGGGCGCUCGCAUUCGCCGAGCUACGACGAUGCGCACGACGGCCAUCGUCUGCAGGACGUGCCUGCUUCUCAGUACCCCGAGGAGGAAGAUGCCGCACGUGGAUUGCUCUCUCAGCACCAGGGUCCUUUUGCGACUCCUUUUGAUGACCCCCACUCGCGUGGAGUUUCGCCCCAGCGUCCUGCUUCCGGCUAUAGCUUGACCGAGACUUACGCCGCUGAUACCGCGCCCGCUUAUAAUGAUCCCUACAACAACGGUUCAGUUUACUCCGGUCAAGACGAAAACCCCGCGACUGCUUUUGGUGUUCCUGGUCGUGUCGCUUCGCCUUACGCCCGCAGUGAGACUUCUUCUACUGAGGCUUGGCGUCAGAGACAAGCGCCCGGAGGGCCAUCUGGUGGAGGUGGCGGCGGCGGCGGCGGUCUGCGCCGAUAUGCCACAAGAAAGGUCAAGCUGGUGCAGGGCUCAGUUCUGAGUGUCGACUAUCCCGUGCCCAGCGCUAUUCAAAACGCCAUCCAGGCCAAGUACCGCAACGAUGUGGAGGGUGGAACCGAGGAAUUCACCCACAUGCGAUACACCGCAGCAACCUGUGAUCCUAACGAAUUCACUCUCCACAAUGGAUACAAUCUGCGCCCCGCCAUGUACAACCGCCACACCGAGCUGCUCAUUGCGAUUACCUACUACAACGAAGACAAGAACCUAACGGCACGUACUUUGCACGGUGUGAUGCAGAAUAUUCGCGACAUUGUCAACCUCAAGAAAUCCGAGUUCUGGAACAAGGGUGGUCCAGCAUGGCAAAAGAUUGUGGUGGCACUUGUUUUCGACGGUAUCGACCCUUGUGACAAGGAUACUUUGGAUGUUCUGGCCACAGUCGGUAUUUACCAAGAUGGUGUCAUGAAGCGUGACGUUGAUGGAAAGGAGACCCUCGCCCACAUCUUCGAAUACACGACUCAACUCUCAGUCACGCCCAGCCAGCAACUCAUUCGCCCCACUGACGACGGCCCUAGUACCCUGCCCCCCGUGCAAAUGAUGUUCUGCUUGAAGCAGAAGAACAGCAAGAAGAUCAACUCCCACCGUUGGUUGUUCAACGCCUUUGGUCGCAUUUUGAACCCUGAAGUCUGUAUUCUUCUGGAUGCGGGUACGAAACCCGGUCCCAAGUCACUUUUGUACCUCUGGGAGGCUUUCUACAACGACAAAGACCUUGGAGGUGCCUGUGGUGAAAUUCACGCCAUGUUGGGUAAGGGUUGGCGCAAUCUGGUCAACCCUCUUGUUGCUGCACAGAACUUCGAGUACAAGAUCAGUAACAUUUUGGACAAGCCUCUCGAAAGUUCGUUCGGUUACGUUAGUGUCUUGCCCGGUGCUUUCUCGGCUUAUCGUUUCCGUGCUAUCAUGGGUCGUCCCCUCGAACAGUACUUCCACGGUGACCACACCCUGUCGAAGCAACUCGGAAAGAAGGGUAUUGAGGGUAUGAACAUCUUCAAGAAGAACAUGUUCUUGGCCGAAGAUCGUAUUCUCUGUUUCGAAUUGGUCGCCAAGGCUGGCUCCAAGUGGCACUUGUCGUACGUCAAAGCCUCGAAGGGUGAGACUGAUGUCCCCGAAGGUGCCGCCGAGUUCAUCUCUCAGCGUCGUCGUUGGCUCAACGGUUCGUUCGCUGCUGGUAUCUACUCUCUCAUGCACUUCGGUCGUAUGUACAAGAGUGGUCACAACAUUGUCCGCAUGUUCUUCCUCCACAUUCAGAUGUUGUACAACGUCUUCAACACCUUCCUCACUUGGUUCUCACUUGCAUCCUACUGGCUCACCACCACUGUCAUUAUCGACUUGGUCGGUACACCCAGCAAAUCCAACGGUUAUACUGCGUUCCCCUUCGGAAAGACGGCCACGCCUAUCAUCAACACGAUUGUGAAGUAUGGAUACUUGGCAUUCGUGUUGCUGCAAUUCAUUCUCGCGCUUGGAAACAGACCUAAGGGUUCCAAGAAGUCUUACCUUGCCUCCUUCGUGGUAUUUGGUCUUAUUCAGCUAUACAUUGUGGUCGAUUCGCUUUACUUGGUCGUUCGCGCGUUCAGUGGCGGCGCCCCCAUGGACUUUGUCACAGACAAAGGUGCAGGCGAAUUUCUUAAGUCUUUCUUCUCCUCUUCUGGAGCUGGUAUCAUUAUCAUUGCCCUGGCUGCCACCUUCGGUCUCUACUUCGUUGCAUCAUUCAUGUACGCCGACCCGUGGCACAUGUUUACCUCCUUCCCCGCCUACAUGGUCGUCCAGUCUUCCUACAUCAACAUUCUCAACGUCUAUGCUUUCUCCAACUGGCACGAUGUUUCAUGGGGUACCAAGGGAUCUGACAAGGCCGAUGCUCUACCAUCAGCUACGGUCACCAAAGACGAGGGCAGUAAAGAUGCAGUCAUCGAGGAAAUUGACAAGCCACAAUCCGAUAUCGACAGUCAGUUCGAGGCCACUGUGAAGCGCGCCCUUACUCCCUAUGUUGCCCCCGUUGAGCACGAAGAGAAGAGUUUGGAUGAUUCUUACAAGAGUUUCCGUACCCGUCUCGUUACCUUGUGGAUUUUCAGCAAUGGUCUGCUGGCAGUCUGCAUCACCAGCGAGUCUGUUGACAAGUUUGGCUUCAGCAACACCGCCACUAGUCGCACGACCCGUUUCUUCCAGGCUCUCCUGUGGUCCAACGCCGCCGUGGCCCUGUUCCGUUUCAUCGGCUGCUGUUGGUUCCUGGGACGCACCGGUAUUAUGUGCUGCUUCGCACGCCGGUAA